GGGGGUUGGCUGUAGCCUGUAACAACCCUGAAGUAGGAAUUGCUUCAAUAUUAAAUAUUCAUGAACCAUGCCGUGGCAACUGUUACCUGACUGUCUAUAUAAAAAUGCUUUGAACUCCUACUUUUACUUUCACAAUAGUUUGUAAAAGCACUGCAGCAGUCGAAGAGCAUUUGGAAAAAGGUCUGGAAGCUGGUGUAUAAAAAUGUGGAAAAUGUGGAAAAUGUUUGAAAGUUGGUGGUGGAACACACCAAAUACAGUGGAGAACAAACCACAGCUCCUUGAUAAACCAUGGAGGCCUGUUAAAUGGGACACUGGGACAAAAGACAAGCUCAAACAAUCUGUGCAAAAUUAUGUACCCACUAAACAUUCAGUUCCUGAGGCUCGGAUUCUUCUAGUUGGUGCGAUUGGUGCUGGAAAAUCGAGCUUCUUCAACUCCAUCAACUCUGUCUUCCGUGGCAACAUAACAGGCCAAGCCAGGGCAGGACUGAAACCCGUCAGCCAGACAACAAAGUAUCGCACUUACCAGGUGAAGGCGGGUCGAGAUGGACAACCUAUGGCAUUCCUACUGUGUGACACCAUGGGAGUGGAACAUGCUGAAUAUGGAGGGUUGGUGAUUGAAGAUAUUGACAGCAUCCUGAAGGGCCACAUACAAGACAAGUACACUUUCAACCCUAGAUCACCAUGGAAACCUGUUGACAGUCAGGCAAAGUACCAAUUGCCACUUUCGGAGAGGAUCCACUGCGUGGUUAUUGUGAUGGACACCAACAAAUUAAAAAUUGUGCCAGAUGCGACAUGGGUGAAACUUCGGAACAUCCAGCACAAAGUUGAAUCAUAUGAUGUCCCUCUACUGGUGCUACUGACCCAAGUGGACAAAGCUUGCCCACAUGUGGAAAAGGACAUAAGAGAUGUGUACCACAGCUGCUACAUACAGGAGCUGAUCAACAAAGUAGCUGACCGUCUGGGCAUCCCAGUGUCGCAGGUGCUUCCAGUGAAGAAUUACUCCCAUGAGAUUGAGCUGGACACGUGCUGUGACGUCCUGCUUCUCACUGCAAUGCAGCAGAUGCUAAACUUUGCUGACAAUUACUUUGACAAUUUUAAUAAUGGCACAGAGUAGAGAUGUUCCAGAAACAUGUGUGAUCAGUGCCAUCACAUUUCUCUCAUGGUGUUGAGAGCCACUGUCCAGCUGUUGUACCCAGUACCAUGUUAGAUUCCUAUUUGUUAUAAUUAUGCAGAAAUCUAUUUCUUUACCCUAAUUACACACAAGCCUUUUUUUGUUAGAUUUCAAAUUCUCUUUUUACUUGGCGAUGAAUGAUGUGUGCAUAAAACCAAAGAUAUCAUCAAGUGUACAGUGUAACCCUACACUGGAUUAGAUGCUAAGCUAAUAAAAAUGACCUGGUGAUUCUCAACUGAA
Messenger RNA from Brienomyrus brachyistius, 1411 nucleotides. RefSeq names its product interferon-induced protein 44-like. The record is from RefSeq and is a predicted model, not a curated record. Gene Ontology annotation, molecular function: GTP binding. The transcript has 7 exons. The coding region runs from base 203 to 1114 and encodes 303 amino acids. NCBI's taxonomy places the organism in Eukaryota, Metazoa, Chordata, Actinopteri, Osteoglossiformes, Mormyridae.